CUCGAGGAAUCCUUCAGUGCAGGGGGUCUGGAUAUAAAUAUCAUUCUUCACGAGGACUAGACAAGACCUCAGUUUUCAAUUUAUUCUGUUGCGUGCUUUAUUUCAUCAUUAGACUGUUGCUGAAAACUAUUUAAUCGAUAAUAUGGCACCGUACAUCAUUGCAACUUGCAAGCAAACCCGCUUCCAUCGUCUUGAUGACCAUCCUUCGCAGGAGAUAGAUGUGGACGGACUUCAUAUCUCGGUGGCAUCAUCACUAGAGACGACGGAUACCUCAUCGAGACCGAAGUCGAAAGGCAAAUCAAAAGCCAAGGCCGAAGCAAGAGAGCUGAUCGUGGAUACUCAUCUGCGUCUCAAGCCUGGCAUCCAUUACGGGUUUAUCGGACGAAAUGGCACCGGAAAGUCGACACUUUUACGGGCCGUGGCCGAAAAGCUCGUUCCUGGUAUACCUUAUUCGACUCGCAUUGCUUUUCUACAGCAGACAGAUGCGACCGAGGACGAAUCUAAUGAUUCAUGGACUGGAGAUCGACAGAUGACAGUCCUGGAGCAAGUUAUGAGUAGAGAUAGUUCCAGGAAUGAAGUUACCCGGAAGAUGAGAGUCCUAUCAAAAAGCUUCGAGGCUGAUGACCCGUUAUUUCCGGUCCGCGCAAUUCGCCAAAUCCGCCAUGAGCAACUUGAGUACCAGCUCUUUGUAGCUCAGAAGAACGCAAGCUUAAAGAGUGGAGCUAGAGGGAUACAGGCGCGCAAGGACUUGAAGGCCAUUGAAGAAAAGGUCCAGGCCUCUAGAGAGAUGCUAGAACAAGAAAAGGAAUCAAUUGACGCUGAGGGAAUAAAAGCGGAUACACAAGCUGCGGUGGAUACACUCCGAGAUCUCCAAUCCCAGUUUGAAGCAAUGAAACUAGUCGACAUUGAACAACAAGCUCGUCAGACCCUCAUUGGCUUAGGUUUCAAGGAAACUUGGUUCACCAAACCAUUCCCUACCCUAUCUGGUGGCUGGCGCAUGCGGUGUAUGCUAGCAAGCGUCUUGAUUCAGAAUCCUGAUAUCAUGAUUCUUGAUGAGCCAACCAAUUUCCUGGAUCUCCUGGGCGUAGUCUGGCUACAGAACUAUCUUCAACUGUUGCGCGACUCGUCCGAAACGACGGUUGUUCUUGUGUCGCAUGAUAGAGACUUCAUUAAUGCAGUUUGUGGAGAGAUCAUGAUUCUCAGAGAUCAGAAACUGUCAUACUUUCGAGGUAACCUGUCUGCAUUUGAGAAGGAUUUUGAGGAGCAAAAGCUUUACUGGGGACGUAUGAAGGAAGCCCAGGAGCGUCAAGCUGCUCACAUGAAAGCAACCAUUCGAGACAACAUCAAGAUUGGGAAGAAAACAAACGAUGAAAAUAAGUUGCGGAUGGCCAAAUCCCGUCAGAAGAAAGUUGACGACCGGAUGGGCAUCCAGGUGAGCGCGAAUGGAGGGCGAUUCAAGCUGAAUAGAGAUCUUAUGGGCUGGCACUUGUCAGCCCGUGCGGAAAUUGAGGUCCCACAAGACGAACGAGGAGCAUCGAUGAUGCUUCCUGAUGCUAGCAAAUUACGAUUCCCAGGUCCGCUGAUCUCCUUGGAAGGUAUCAUAUUUCAAUACAAUGCUAGUGAAGCGCCUGUAUUGAACGGCAUUGACUUGGUGAUGCACAUGGGUGAUAGAGUUGGUAUUAUGGGUCUCAAUGGGUCUGGAAAAUCGACCCUCGUUCGCCUCCUAGCAGGCAGUACUUUGCCAACAAAGGGGAAGGUAUCGACUCAUUCAAGGCUCAAACUUGGGUACUAUGCACAGCACUCGAUUGAGGAACUCCACGAAGAAGGUCGAGCUAAUCCUAGUUUAACUGCUCUGCAGUUGAUGACACGAGAGGUUGAUGGGACCUUUGGUGAAGGUGAGCUAAGAGGCUUGCUCUCAUCUAUGGGUCUCCAGGGCCGGAUUGUUUCCGAUGUACCGUUAUUCCGGUUGUCAGGAGGUCAACUUGUACGUCUUGCCUUGGCGAGAGUCGUAUGGAACUCACCACAACUACUUAUUCUGGAUGAAAUCACAACACACCUGGACUUCCACACGGUAACCGCUCUCUCAUCAACACUCUCCUCUUUCAAUGGUGCUAUUUUAUUGGUAUCCCAUGACCGUUUCCUCGUCCGGUCCGUGAUUGAAGGGAAGAAAGAUGAGGAUCACAAUCUAGACGACGAUUUUGAAGGCGUUGACGAUGAGCCGGAGGAAUCGCCGAAUCGACGACGAGUAGUGUAUGUUAUCAAGACAGGAAAGCUCAACGAGCAGCAGAAUGGCGUAGAGCAGUUCGAACAGAGUCUCGUGAAGAGGGUUCAAAAGAUGCUCCCGACACCGGGAUAAUUACUAUGAGUCGCCAAUUGACUCC
This is a messenger RNA of Aspergillus candidus, 2381 nucleotides long. RefSeq names its product ABC-F family ATP-binding cassette domain-containing protein. Lineage: Eukaryota; Fungi; Ascomycota; Eurotiomycetes; Eurotiales; Aspergillaceae. Gene Ontology annotation, molecular function: ATP binding; ATP hydrolysis activity. The transcript has 7 exons. Bases 143 to 2356 code for a protein of 737 amino acids. The record is from RefSeq and is a predicted model, not a curated record.